AUGGCCAGCACAAGAAGUAGAGCAUGGGGACCCACGCAUCCAAGUGCUGCAUUCCUCAUUAAGUGUGCCAAGGAGAGAGAGAAGCUUAGAUCUACCCUGCAAAGCCAACUUCAAGAGCAUAUGCUGCAUAUGCUCAAGAACAAGCUUUUUGCUGACACUUUAAUUGGUGUUGACUCUGGCAAACACUCUGUGAAUGAAAACAAGUUUUCAACCCAGUGCCUGCAUCCUAAUCUUCCACAACUUCAUCAUGCCCAUAAAUCCAUUUUGAAAGUUCGUACUCCUGCUUUUUAUGACCAUCUCAUCGAACACAAAGAGACUCAUCUUGGUGUUGAAUCCUACAAUUCAUUUCUUGGCGAAUCAGAGCUGCAGCAGUUUUUAGGGAAUGUAUACUCUGAUGAUGAUAUUAGAAAACAUGAGUGUGAAGCCCUUCGCCUUAGCAAGAAGUAUAUUGAGUUGUCAUGUCAGAAUAAGGGACCAGUGAAUAAACAUAUUGUUGAUGUGGAUGAGUUUGAAAAGGAAUCUGUGAACUCAACUUGCACUGACACUUUCGUUACUCCUAAAACAAGUCCGGUAUCGCCCGAAAAUAAGGUAGAUGUUUCCGACAUGUUUAGAUCUGCUCAAAACCGCUCGAAAAGAAGCAACAAGGUGGAAAAGGCAACCAUUUCUCAAAAUGAUGCCUACAACGGCUCGACUUUUACUGUCAAAAGUGUUGUUAAAAAAGAGAGACAAACUGAUAACAGGCAACUUGAUACUUCAACAGAAGAAGAUUGCAAUGAGAGGUAUGACAGAAGCAUUGAGGGGUAUAAAAUUGCAUUUCAAGGAAAUGAAAGCCUGUCAGGAUAUUCUUCUAGGAAUGAUGGCGCAAUCUCUGAUCAGGAAUCUGAACCUGAUAAUUUUUCAAAUGUUGGGAGCAUGGUAAGGAGUAAUACUUUCGAUUUAGAAACUCAGGGGCCAUUAGAGGAUGCUAUUGAUGACACUACCAAAUGGUGCUUCAGGAGUGAAGCUCAGCUCAAUGGCAAAUCCAAAGAGACCAGCGUGGAGAAAGAACAUGAUGGAUUAUCUAUUAGAAAACUGGAUAGUACAGGAUUCUUCUUGCAUGAUCAUACCCCAUCUCCCAAAUCCAGCCUCUUUAAGCAUGGGUUUCCUAAGGAAAUGCAAUAUAGCAGUGGUCAUGAAUCUGAUUCCUCGUCCGGUUUGCACAUCCGGCGUUUCGAUGGUAGUAUGACCGACUCUGGCUUUCUGUCCCACAGCACUUUCAGUGUCAUUUCCGACACUGGAAUAUCCAAUUCGAUAUCUUCUUCUCUGAUUCUGUCAUCUGAAGACAGCCCACCAGUGACAAGUGCUCACAUGAGUGAACUAAAUUCUUCGAACUUGGAGAAAACGAAACAUUUAUCUGGCUCCAUGUUUCCUUUUUACAUCGACAUGAAUAGCCUACCUCCUCCUUCACCUAAUUCUAGAGCAGAAAAGAAGUUAAGCCCUUCACAUACGUAUAUGUAUAUUGAUGCUAGAAAUCCUAGGAGCAAUAUGAGUGUCAGGAAAAAAUUGUCAUACAUGAAUACUUCUUAUGAUGAAUUUUUAACUGAGCUUGAAGCCACAAACAACUAUUCUUCUAAGGAGCCUUUAACUAAGGCGCAAUCAACAUCUCAUUUAGAUGCGUAUCGAGAGGAAUUUGUGGUGAAUGGUAAAGAUAGACAUCAAGCCAAGUCCCGACCACAGUCUUGUUAUAUGUAUGUCGACUUAGAUGCACUUAAGGAUGAAUCGCAUGGGAACCAAAACAGAAGUAAUUUUGAAGAGAUUUCGAAAAAGCAGGAACAGAGUGCAGUUGCAAUGUUUGUCAAUUUACACGAGGCAAGUAAUCAAGGUAGUGAUACGCAUGAUGUAGAUAGUGAUAAUACUGAAUUGGAUUUAAGUGGAGAGGUAGAUUCAAAAACAGUGCAAGAAAUAAUGAAGAUUACUAGAGAAUAUCAAGCGAGCAAUCAGAGAAGGAAACUUUCAGAUUCCUCAUUGGCAGAAAUAGUUCAAGAGAGGACUGACCCUAACCUGAAAUUUUUCGCAUUAACAAAGAACAAUGAAAGUAGGUCUGUGUCAUCUUUGGAUUAUCAAUCUGUUAUUGGCCAUGAUGAACCCCCACAAAGCAGAACCCCCACUUUUGUUCGAAAGGCACGUAGUGCACAUAGAUAUUCAGAUGGCAUGUAUUACGAUAACCUGUAUGUGAAGAAGAUUUCUCCAAACUUUUGCAAUUCCGUUGAUGGUAAAAUAUGGAAUGAUUCAAAAAAUUGUCAGGUGAAUGACAUGAAAAUUUUAAAUCAUACUGUGAAACUGCUACAUAACUUUAGGAAUGAAGAAUCAUCAGGGAGCUGCUCAAAUUUGGGGAAAAUCGAUAAUGAUGAAAAGUUAGAUAGUUUUGAUAGAUUGAAAUGGAAGUCCACUGGAGACAUGGGAAAGUCUAAAUAUGGCUCAGCUAGUGAUGAACAUGGCUUACUUCCUAUGAGUCCAAUCUUAAGAAGAAAACCACAGUCAAAUGAUGUUCCAAAGUCUGCUCCCCCUCCAAUAAUUGUUAAAGCUUCUACAAAACCAGAGGAUAUUGAUGCUUUGAAAUUCCCCAAAUCUCUUAUAGAAGAAACUUCUAAACUUACUAAAUCUCCACCUGUUGAAAUCAAACCUGAAUCAAUGCCAAAUGCAAAAGCAAUAGAAAAAGUCGAUGAUGUGAAAAGUUCUAGUGAAAGCUUAAAACUUGGCUCUGAAGAACCAUCAGAAUUAAGUGAUUUUAAAGACAAAAAAACUGAUUCUGUUAGCAGGUCUGGAUCUUCAGGGAUGACCGCGAGUGGAGGGGAUUCAUCAUCUGACAGACACAUUGCCCAUGAUGUGAUAAAAGACAAAAUGGCACAUUCAUCAUUGUCUUUCUCUGUUUCUUGUGAUUUUGAGGAUGAUUCAGAAACUAUUUAUUCUGAAGUGUCAGAUGUUAGUUCUUCAUUGGGAGGUAUCGCAAGUCUGGAAAGACAUUGGCGAGAGACUCAUAAGAAACAAGGAGAAUUCACUAGUCAAAACUCUACUAUUAAUUAUCAAUUGUUGGAAGCAUGUUCUAAACUUGGAGAAGAUUUGUUACGUAUGUUUCUUGAAGAAAUUGAUACUGAUAUAGUAGUUGAAGUGGACGGGAAAGAAAUCAAGGCUCAUAGAUGUAUUUUGGCCUCAAGAUGUAAAUACUUUGCAAAUCUUCUGAGAAGAAGUAACCCUGACAAAAACUCUAGCACCAUUAGCUUGGAAGGAUUUAGCCACUGUGCUGUACACUUUGCACUUUGCCAUAUCUAUAGUGGAGCUAUGAAUAUUCCCAAGGAUUGCAAUAUUUCUGAAUUAGCACUACUGGCUGACAUGCUAAAUUUAGAAACCUUGACUGAUGUCAUAGUCUUCCAUUUAAAAAUGCAUUUUUGCCACUUUUUUCACAGGCCUUGUUUGCAAUGUGUUCAAGGAGUUGUGGAAUGUUUACCGCUUGCUGCAGUCUGUGGGUUAAAUGAACUGCGAGAUAAAUGCAUUUACUGGCUUGGAAAAUAUUUCACUCGAACGUGGCCAAACAAAUCAUUUGCUGCUCUGUCGGAAGAACUUAGGGACUUGUGUUACAAUGUUACUACUCAUAAUUUGGCGAUUGAUACUGUGAUAGAUAUGACUUUAAAUUGUGAUAGACUUAUGAAUACCUUGCCACAAUUGAAAUGGACAGAACCCAUUUUUGGUAUGGUGACAAAACUCCUGCAGGACUGUAUUCAUUUUAUGGCGAAGAACUUCAAUAAGAUUUUGAAUUCUGAAACAUUUAUUGCCUUGGGAAAAGGUCAGAGUUGGAACAUCACUGCUUUAGAGGAUGACAUCAUUUCUUCAGUUGAAUUAACUACACCAGAUGUAGCAUGCAGAUCUUACGUAACUGUUAACAAUCUGCUAUUAUUAACAGAAAGUGAUGAAACCACAGAAUAUGGAGAGUUUACUCAGAAUUUUGUGGACUUACUGCACAAAAUUAGUCGGCACUGUGAACGAUACUUGAUUCAGAAUGCAAACAAAGUGGUUCACUGUGAAAGCUGGGCAUGUCUUUCUCCUCAAGUACAAAAGAGGAUUAAGGAUGCUGCCGUUAUUGUGUUUGAAUUUGAGAAGCCAACUGCACCUCCUCCUCGUCUGUCCAGUUUGCAAAGGAAACUGAAGAAGCAGAGUGAAGCUGAGGAUAGUGGUUGCUUGGAAAGGUCAACUUAUCCUAAAAAAGGCAAAAGUAUGUACUUGAAGAAGCAUCCACAAGAAACUACAUUUUCACCCAAGCAUUCUUCAAACACACAAUAUGCUUCCGAUCAGAAAGAUCGGUUGCCCAUCCGUAAAGAAACAGAAAAUAUGAUUAAAAAAAUUGUUUCGCCAAUCAAAGAAGAGGCACAAAACAAUUCUAUUGACCGUUCUGUACACGACACUUCUUACGAUGUCCUGUCAAGUGCAUUAAAUCUCCACAACUCACCAUGUUACUUGUCAAACAAAGGAUAUAUUGAUGCUCACGAGGAAGACAGUUUGAGAGAUCUGCAAGAUUUGCCUCAAGAUCAGAGUCAGUCACCGGUACCGUACCAGAUUGGGAGAGACUCUCAACUGGUGAGUGGUCUUGCCUUGUGCGAUAAUGAAGGGAGCAGGAGUCCAGCCCACUGCAGCGACAAUCCAGAUAGUCUCGAGGUGAAUGAAGAAAUUUCUUCCGAUAGCAAGGAUGAAGUAGAUGGGUUACUUUCCGCUGAGGAUGGUUCAAAUCAAGAAAAGGGCUUAAAUGAGACCCCUGAAGUUUUAGAAAAAAGCUUUGCAUCACUGGAGCGUAAGAAACUUGAUAGCGUAAGCCAAGAACAAGAAACAAAUAAACCAGCUGUUCCCGUUCGCAGAAUAGAAAAAAUGCCCGUUUUGCAGCCUUUAAUUUCACACUCUGACGAAAACAACAAAUACAAUAAAAUUCAAACUGAGAGAUCUCCUGUGAAAAAAGCACAUGGGAAAUCUUUUGUGCCUUUGGCAAAAACAUACGGUACAGAAGUGAAAAAAUCCCCUCCCUCCCCCGACACAAAAAGUAAAGACCUCGUGGCAGAAAUAGAUGCCGACUCUCGAAUGGUCAGCCACUGCCUACAAGAAGCAGAAAUGCUGGAGCAACAGCUAUCGAGGAAGCUACAGAGACAGCAUCAAGUUGGCUCUUCAAAUGUUGCUCCCUAUAGCCCAAAUAAAACUCAUGCCUAUGUUGAUCAUCACAAAUCAUCUAAAUCCCACAGCAAUCGUUUACAAAAGGCAUCUUCUACUAGUCAAAUAAAGAACCUUGCUGGGGCUUCCGUCAGAGGCAAAAGUCCUGGUAGGAUCGUCAAAAGCAAUGCGUCUAGUCCGUCGAUCGGACACGCACCUCGUAUAUCAAAGGUCAGCGAUUCUACGAAGGACAAAGCUUCGGCGAGGAAGUCUUCGCAAUCCCCAAAAAGUAUUGUCACCUCGACGCAGAGGUCUUUUCGAUCAAUGGAAAGCAUUGCCAGUGUUCAGAAGCAGCUCUCUGUUAGUGUUUCUCAGGUGUCUAGAAGGGUUUCUUCCAGAUCUAGUCGACCAAAGGCUAUCAAUGUCACCAGGACUCCUAUUGCUGGCCCAAAAGGAUUGUAA
This is a messenger RNA of Uloborus diversus, 5628 nucleotides long. RefSeq lists its product as uncharacterized. The transcript has 12 exons. NCBI's taxonomy places the organism in Eukaryota, Metazoa, Arthropoda, Arachnida, Araneae, Uloboridae. The record is from RefSeq and is a predicted model, not a curated record. Bases 1 to 5628 code for a protein of 1875 amino acids. Gene Ontology annotation, molecular function: protein binding.